Paramuricea clavata is the source of this 321-nucleotide messenger RNA. The record is from the annotation of a GenBank genome assembly. Lineage: Eukaryota; Metazoa; Cnidaria; Anthozoa; Malacalcyonacea; Plexauridae.
AUGAGGGUUAAACGGAACAAACACAAACCAAUCAUAUUCAGCAACUGUAAAAACGUUUUGGCGACAGCUAUGAUGUUUUACUUUGCCGCAAAUCUCGUUUUCGGAGCGGAAGAGAACGAAACUCAAUUUUGCAGAAGUGGAUGGUCUGAAUUCGUGAACGACAGGAAGAAAUAUGAAAGUGAAUGUUUAAAUGAAGAUAGUGUGAGAGCGUCACCGUGUUGUAAGGCGACAGCUGGCUAUCUUGAACAGCGAUAUGAAAACUAUAUAAAGUGGUGUCCCAUUGUGGGUAAGUUCUUCGACGUAGAUCAGGCAAAAAGUUAA